This is a messenger RNA of Morone saxatilis (striped sea-bass), 7284 nucleotides long. RefSeq names its product prospero homeobox protein 1-like. The transcript has 3 exons. Gene Ontology annotation, cellular component: nucleus. Gene Ontology annotation, biological process: regulation of transcription by RNA polymerase II. Bases 367 to 2556 code for a protein of 729 amino acids. Lineage: Eukaryota; Metazoa; Chordata; Actinopteri; Moronidae. The record is from RefSeq and is a predicted model, not a curated record. Gene Ontology annotation, molecular function: RNA polymerase II cis-regulatory region sequence-specific DNA binding; DNA-binding transcription factor activity, RNA polymerase II-specific.
AGUGCGCCUCGGAGACGCACACACGCAGUCUCUCUCUCUCUCUCUCUUGCACUCUCUCUAUGUCUCUCACUCUUUUAGUCACAGCAGAGGAUAGAGGGAGAGACCGACGCGCAAGAGCUCUUUUCAUCUACUAUAUUUUUCCUAUUUUGUUCCUUUCGCUCGCGUCGCCGACUUUAUUCCAGCUCUUUCUUCUCUGAGAAAUUGUUAUAUCCCAGCAUCCAGCGAAUCCGCCGUGCUCUGCGUAUAUUCUCUCUUUUUUUUGCCGUAGGAGUUCAGGUUGUCCCCCUCUUCAUCUAAAGGGUACUCAGAGGCUUUGAUCCUAGAGGACUGGGUUUGUGGGAUAUGGCCCAAUAGCAGCAGCCCGUGAUGCCGGACCAUGACAGCGACUCCCUCCUGAACAGACAGACCAAGCGAAGACGUGUGGACAUUGGUGUUAAGAGGACCGUGGGCAGCACAGCCUCCUCCACAGCAGCAGCCACAACAGCAACCACUGAUAACAUUGCCCGCGCCAAAGCAGCCAUUUUCAGUGCCAUGAACUCUCUGAGCUCCCACUCUCACCACGGAUCAGACACCGACUCCAUGGAGUGCUCUGUAGUGCAGCCACAUGGUGGGCCUGGCGUUGUAUCAGCCAGUGACAGUGAGUCCAAGUCCAAUGUACUCCGAAAGCUACUGAAGAGGGCCAACUCAUACGAGGACACCAUGAUGCCCUUCCCUGGCACCACUAUUAUCUCCCAGCUUCUUAAGAAUAACAUGGCUAAAAAUGGAGGAGGACCCGAGAGGGGAGAAAGAGGGGACAGGGGUGAUAGAGGGGAUGCCGGCUUCCCUGGAUCAGGGCUCUCCAAUGCAAGUUCAGAUGCUCCCCAGGAAGAUGCCUGCAGUAACUCCUCCCAGGACAGCACCCCUCAAGAGUGCUUGUCACCGUUUGGUCGUCCUCCUGGCCUGGCCACCUUUGACAUCGAACGUCUCAAUGAUGAACACCUGCGUGCCAAGCGAGCCCGUGUAGAGAACAUUAUACGUGGUAUGAGCCACUCACCCAGUGUGGUGGUACCUGCUGCUUCUCGCCAUGAACGUGACCAUGAGAUGGAUGGAGAAAGGGAGAUGGAACUAGACUGCCCACCCCCUCAGUCUCAGCAGCAGGCCCCCAGCAGCCCACGGGGAGGCGAGGUGUGCAGCAGUAGCAGCCGAGAGAACAAGCGUAAGCAGCGUCUGCCUCAACAGCAACAGCAGAGCUUUACCCAGCUGGUGUGCCAGAGGAAAGAACAGAAGCAGGAGGAGCGACGGCAACUGAAGCUACAGCUGGAGGACAUGCAGAAACAGUUACGCCAGCUGCAGGAAAAGUUCUUUCAGAUCUAUGACUCAACCGAUGACUCAGAACACAAUGACCUCCACAAUGAACUCCACAAUGACAUAGGAAACAUGUCUGAGGACAGCCCAACUAGGUCUGAUACCGGUGGCGAUGACCGGGGUGGAGAUGAUCUGCGCUCUGACAACGAGAUGUCUGACCUGGACCCGGGCCAUUUCCUGGACAGGGCACGGGCAUUGCUUCAGGAGCAGGCCCUACUGGCAGAUGGAGAGAAGCCAAGAAGAGAGGGGCUUGGGCGCAGCAAAGCACAGGGAGGUCCAGGCUCCUCCAUGCAUGCUGAAGGUAAACAGCUGGCUGAAACACUGAAGCAGGAACUCAAUUCAGCCAUGACCCAAGUGGUGGACACAGUGGUUAAGGUGUUUGCCAAGCCUCCACGUCCUACACCCCAGCAGGCCUUCCCCCCACUUUCCAUACCUCCUGAAAGGUUUCCCACUGUUGUCAAUGGAGACAACCCCAACUUCCACACCGCCAAUCAGAGGCUGCAGUGCUUCGGUGAUGUCAUCAUUCCCAAUCCACUAGACUCCUUUGCCAGCAUGCCCGGGAUGCCAGGUGCCACCAAUGACCAAACCGAGGCGCUGCCCUUAGUCGUGAGGAAGACACCCAGUGAGCACCACCACCAGUCCUCAGCUGUGGGUGCCCAUGGCGGGCACCACCACCCCGCCCUUCACCCCUCCUCACUCUCUGCCUCCAUGGGCUUCAGCCCACCAUCCUUUAGACACCCCUUUCCACUGCCUCUUAUGAGCUACGCUUUCCAGAGUCCCCUUGGUGGGCCCACAGGUGGCUACCCAGGAAAGGACCGUUCCUCACCAGACUCCAUGGACCUGUCCCGGGAAACCACCAGCCUGAGGACCAAGAUGGCAUCAGGUCACCACCUGGGGCACCACCAUCGCUCUUGUUCCCCUGCGCACCCUGGCAGCACAGCCGAGGGACUCUCCCUGUCCCUCAUCAAGUCUGAGUGCGGUGAUCUUCAGGACAUGGCUGACAUCUCACCCUACUCAGGCAGCAAUGUCCCUGAUCGCUUCCUGGAGGUGGCUGAGAUCACACUGAGGGAGUUCUUCAAUGCCAUCGUGGCCGGCAAAGACGUGGACCCAUCCUGGAAGAAGGCCAUCUACAAGGUCAUCUGCAAACUGGACAGCGAGGUCCCCGAGGUCUUCAAGUCCCCCAACUGUCUUCAAGAGCUUCUACACGAGUAAAUUUCUCCUCCUCUUCCUCCUCCUCCUCCUCCUCCUCAAUCGACGCUUUGCGCUUUUUUAUUUUCUCUGAUUUCAUAGAAUUUCAAAAUGAUAUUCUCUUUUGUUUGUUUUUUUCCUUUUCCCCAACUUUACUUUUGGAUUUCCUCUUUUUUAUUUUUAAAUUUUUGAAUGUAUGAAAGUUAUGAAGUAGCAUUCCCAAUCUGAAGCCUCUGUGGCAGUUCCUAAAUGACCUAGCUAUUGUGUUGUUGUUCUUAUAUGAUAAUUAUCAUGAUGGUUAUUAUUUGUUUUGUUUUUCUAUGAUUCUGAACUGAAGAGACUCUAAUCUUAUUGGGUGUUUUUUGGACCGUGUGAACCCGCAUCCGUUUGGCCUGUUUUAUGAUCAACUAACUAAGUCCUCAGUGGGUGGAUGGAGUUUCCCCUUUACACUACUAAGAACAUAGGCAGGGUUCCCUAAAGACUUUACUCAUGGCACCCAGGGGUGUCCAGAUGAACUGUCCCCAUGAAGUGCAAAGUGGGUGCCCAAUAGACUGUGCUACUGAAGAUGUCCCCAACAGGACAGUCUCUUUCACACACGCACACACACAUGCACACAAAAACAAGGCCUAGUGAGGUUAUUGACUGGACUAAGACUGGACUCGUGGUACUGGUCUGUACUACUCUGUGGGACUUGGACUGGUUUCAAAUAGCUACUGAGCUCUACCAUGUUUUGAAGUGUGUUUUCCCUGCAAGUAGGGCAUUGUGUUCAUUGGCUGUACAUUAUUAUUUUGAUUAUUAUUAUUAUUGUUGUUGUUUAUGAUUAUUAUUUGUCAUCACUGCUUGCUGAAGAUUGGCACUUCAAGAUUUGUUUGUCCCUUGAUGCCGUUGCAGAAAAAUAAAUUAUUGCUAUUAAUAUUAUUCCAAAAGAGUUUAGAAAUAUUUUACCCCCAUUUCCCAUCCUUCUCCUUACUCUUGUUUUUGUUUGUCCAUCUCUGAAGUGGACUGGUUUUGUUUGUUUGUUUUUUUUGGUGGUCGGGGUCUGGGGCAACUUUCCUGGAAAGUGUUUCGAAUUUGGGGUUUUAAUGGAGGGCCGUCAGAGUGGUCCUCUCUGUACGUCCGUAGUGACUAGCCUAUCCUGCACAGGACCAGCUGAAAAGGAGUUAGGCUGCAGAAACACAUGAAGUAAACGGCGCAGAAGUAAAGAAAUAUGCACAAAGAAAGUGUGGCCUUUUGGUGCGUGACUUGCUGUUUUUAAAACGGCUGAAUUUCCAUAGCCACUCCAGCUUUGAUAACUAAACUGCUCCCACUAAACGAGCCAUUUUGCUCAGCUAUCCAAAUAAAUCUUAUUUGUCUAAUUAUCUGUUCAGGAUUAGUGAACAUACACAGUAGUAAAUGCAUAGUUAUUUGUCUUUUUAUAGCACUGUUCACUGAAUAGCUCAUGUGUGAGAUGAAGUCAGCCUGUUUAUAUGGCAGGUUUGUAUUGUGAUUAGCCUAUACAAGGUGUAAAUUACAUUAUGAAGUUAUUUCAAUAGCAGUUGAUACUUGAAUAUAUCAGAAUACUGUGGCAAUCUAAAGUACAGUGUCGCUGAAACAUAUAGAUAAUUGAAUACAUACGAGUAGAAGCAUCACGGAGAGGAAGAUAAUUCAAGGAGGGCAAAAAGAGAGGUGAAUAUAAGCUGAAACACGGGCGUUCAUUAAUUCUGCUUCAAGUGGAACUUUCCCCCGCAAACACACACAUACAAGCAUACACACACACACACAUACUGCUCCUUCCCUCCAUGUUCACCUGCCUUUGAGUGAUCUAGCUCCUCUCUCACUGCAACAAUACAAGGUCAAAGGUGAGCACUCACCCCAGGGGUAGAUGGAGAAGCUCUCAGCACUACAAAGAGCGGGGACAAAGGCACAGAGCGAGGAGCAACACGCACCUGAAACCCUCUACUCUGUCCCUCCGUCCCAAACUGGCAGCUUUUAAGACCCAAAGUGAGAUUCUGUUGAAGCCACUGUGCCCAGUUUGUUAAGCACCAUUCCUUUCACUUUUACCUGAGAUUCUAAUCCCAGAUUUUCCAAUUGAGUUAUACGUGUAUAUCUAGUGUUUUAUCAAUUUUAUCCGCUCUCUCAGGCUUUUAACAAUUUUAAGAAGCAGUUAGUGUUAGCUGCCCUUUUGCUGAGGUAAGUUUGAAGCAAUGAGAGGACUUGAAUGCUUUCUGGAGUGCGUGCGAGCUAGCUGUUGAUCUCACCUUGGCGACAUUAGCUUAUAGUGUGUCUGUGUGUGUGUCACAAAAGAUCAAAAAGGAGCAGGUUGCUUAACCUGCUGACUUGUCUAAGCGAGACAAAGCGCCUGACAAAAGGAGGCAGAGAAAGACGGAGAGCUACUCCCUUCAUUAUGUUCCCCCCUUUUCCUCCUCCCCGAACAGUGUUCUUCUUAAGAUCCGGAGCCCUGAGAGAGCAAGUCGGACACAUUUCUCACUAAAGGAUGGGCUAGGCCCUGCAUGUCUCAAAGUCUCAAAACACCAGCCAAGGGCUCUAAAGCACCACAAACAAAAGAGAGAGCAAAGGACACUUUUAUCUGAUGCACAGAUUAUUAUCGCUCUCCACCCUCCCCUUUCCUGCAACCCCGCCCUGAAGUUAAAGAGUUCCUGCGCCUAAAAAGAUUAAUUCAGGAUAAUGAAGACUUAUGUGCAAAAAAAUGGAUUAGCAAGACCUUAAUACCGCGUUGAAAAUAUUUUUGUCAAGUUUUCCUUUUCUGGGUCGUUUGAUUUUAAGGAUAACAUUAUUGAAAUACAUAUAUAGCCUUUUUUAAGAAUUGUAAAAGAUAAAUCUAUGGGAAAAAUAUAUACAGUAGUGGAAGUUCUUUGGAAGGCACUGUUAGAAAUUGUUUCAUAAAAGAAAGCUUGAGGGUAUUUUUAGUGACGGCUUUGUUUAAAUCUGUAUCUGAAUAAGUGAGUUGUUGGUAGUUUAGGAGCAAUAGUUGUAGGUUUUUUGCAGGUUUUGUGACCACUUUUCCUUUUGGUUUCUUUACCUUUUUGUAUUGUGCUGAAUGGCUGUCUUCUUGAGAUCAGAAAAAUAAACUUGGAAUAUGUUUUCAGAGUAUGAAAUAUUGCUGUUGCUACUGUAAAUACUGUCAGGAUGAAACAAAGAAUAGCUGUACAGUUUUUCUAUUAUCACUCAGAUGCUAGAGAGGGAUGAGAGUGGUUAAAAAAAGAAGGGUGGAAACAAAAAAGAGGGAUGACCCACUCUCUCCAACUGGACUCGUAACCACUCACGGAGGAGAGGUUUUGGUUGUUUUUUUUCCCCUGCCAUGCCUUUAACGGGGGUCUGUUACCCGUCGGCAGUGCCCUUGAAGUUGCACCAGCAUCCGUUUCUUUAAUUUUUGCUGACAGAACGAUGCGUUAGGCUUGCGGUCGGGUAAUGAUGAUGUCACAGAGGGCCCCGUUGGCAGUCUGUGAACCCGGUCUCGUCCAAAAACAAGGGCAGACUGCCGCCGACGUAGCUCUAGAUUUGACCCGGGAGAGAGACAGGAAUUCAUUGUCAUCCGAAGAGUAGUGUCAUGGAGGGGGCACAUGUUGUACAGUAAUAGUUUAAAAAGAGACUGCAGACAGAAAAAAAAGUGAUUUAUACCCUUUUUUACCGGGUUCAAACAGUUGGAAAAAGUUUGGACUUUCUGUGGAAUUUUCUGUAGGCUUUGCAUUUUGUGUGUGUGUGUGUGUGUGUGUGUGUGUGUGUGUGCGUGCUUGUGCGUGUAGAUGUAUAUGAGUGUGUGUCUGUGUGAGAGAAAAGACCGAUUAUGAGAACCUGUGAACCAGUGAGUGACACAAUUCUCAACACUGUGGCCCCUCCCCCACCCCUGGGAGUACCAUCCUGACAUGUAAAUGAUUCUCAUUAAGCGUUGGCAAAGUGUGUGUGUGUGUGUGUGUGUUUGUGUGUGUGCGUGUUGCGAUAAUUUCCUCUGAUCUGUUUUCUGACCUGUUUGAAAGGGGUUUUUGUUUCAUGAUGCUUUCAGUAGUAAUUCUUUUUUUAUUAUUAUUACAUUGCUUCUCUUUUUUUGUAAAUAUCAAUGAUGUGGACUUACAGUGAUAAAAACUGCCUUUGUGUAACUUAGCAAUAUGUUAUGUAAAUAGUGUUUUGUUGAUGCUUUUUGUAUGACAUUAUUAUUCGAUUCUAGUGCAGUAAUUCCAACUGGAACAGCCAUGUUUCAAAUACAGUCUGAACAGUUACACACAGGUUGUAAAAUAAAACUCGUGACAUGGCUGCUUUUUUUCUGUUAUUGGUGUCUAUUUGUCUUGCCGAUUUUGUGUAAUUUAUUGGUUUAAUUUAUCCUAAUUUAUUUGAUGUUAUUUUCUUUUGUUUUUCAAACAGGGAAGGCUGUACUGCAUUUCAUUGAGUAGAACCCACUUAAAAGAUUUUAAUCCUUAUCUACUGAAAAUUUUAAAAAAUUAGUAUGCUAGAGUACUUGUUCAAUUGAGAAAAAUGAUAAACUGGAGAUCUUGGCAGCUAAAUGGAACUGGACAGUUAAAAAAAAAAAGGUUGAUAUGUUUUGUUCCAGGACAGGGCCGAGGGUGGGCCAGAAAGCUGAAACUAGUUUGAAGCAGUUUUGUAUUUUCUCUUGAGAUUUUUCCCCUGUAUUGCUUUGGCCCAGCCCAAAAACAACCAGUAGUCAAAUUGCCUUUCGUGCCUUCACCCUCUAUGAACUGAAUGUAUGUGCAGUAUAUAUGCAAGCUUGUGCAAAAUGAAUAAAAAAUUGAAAUAAAAAUG